Vicia faba (fava bean) is the source of this 480-nucleotide messenger RNA. Lineage: Eukaryota; Viridiplantae; Streptophyta; Magnoliopsida; Fabales; Fabaceae. The record is from the annotation of a GenBank genome assembly.
AUGAAGCACCACCUCAAUCAAAUCAUCAUUCAGUCGAACAAGAAACACAUGCUCAACUUCUCAAAAGUCAAAGAAGAGAAAGGAGUCGGAAAACAUCCAAGAGUCACCAAUUUUUUUCCUCUAAAGAAUUGGCAAGUAGACAUACAUAAUAACUGCAGUGCUUCAGUUCAUAGCCUCCAAUCUUUACUAUUCAAAAUCAAUCAAGAUCACCAUGGAGGCUACGGUCAUGGUGGAGGCUACGGUUAUGGUCACGGUGGCGGAGGUUACGGUCAUGGUGGUGGAGGUUAUGGUCAUGGUGGUGGUGGUUACAACGGUGGUGGUGUUUCCAACAAUGAGGUUGUUGAAAUGUCAAAUGAAGUAAAUGAUGCCAAAUAUGGUAGAUAUGGUGGUGGUAGUAGAUACCACUAUGGUGGAUACCAUGGUGGCUAUCACCAUGGUGGUGGUGGUCAUCAUGGUGGUGCUUCCAACAAUGGUAACUGA